AUGUCGCUUUGCAAAGCUCUGUCGCACGACACCGGCGCUGACGAUUUGGUGCCACACUCGACUCCCAUCACAGAGGCAACACCAUUGCGGCCACACCACGCACAUCAGACGACUGCCUCGACGCGCCGUAGCCCGGCGGUUGAGCGCCCAGUGCAGAGUCUGGAGUGA
Parastagonospora nodorum SN15 is the source of this 168-nucleotide messenger RNA. RefSeq lists its product as hypothetical. NCBI's taxonomy places the organism in Eukaryota, Fungi, Ascomycota, Dothideomycetes, Pleosporales, Phaeosphaeriaceae. The transcript is spliced from 2 exons. The record is from RefSeq and is a predicted model, not a curated record. Bases 1 to 168 code for a protein of 55 amino acids.